Messenger RNA from Megalops cyprinoides (Indo-Pacific tarpon), 1358 nucleotides. RefSeq lists its product as uncharacterized. The record is from RefSeq and is a predicted model, not a curated record. Lineage: Eukaryota; Metazoa; Chordata; Actinopteri; Elopiformes; Megalopidae. Bases 38 to 781 code for a protein of 247 amino acids. The transcript is spliced from 7 exons. Gene Ontology annotation, molecular function: structural constituent of muscle; calcium ion binding. Gene Ontology annotation, cellular component: myosin II complex.
AUAAGGAGCUUUUUGCGGAGACAGGCGGCAAUGCGAAAUGAAUUUGCAGCUUUGCUUGCAGAGCAUACACGCAUACCCUCAAGCGACAGAGUCAGUCAGUUCUCCAUCACGGGAGGCAGCAAGAGAGUGGAAGACAUUCUGUGCCGAAAUCAUGGCGCCCAAACGAGAGCCAUCACUCAAGAAGUCGCCGUCGACUGGAACUACACCCAGGCUGGGUCCGCCCUUCCCCUCACUUCCACCAGCCCCUGCACCCCCAAGGUCUGUUCCAGAGUUAAAGCCUCGAAUGCUUCGUCCUUCUGAUGGACCCUUUGACCCCAGCACAGUGGAGUCUGACUUCACGGAAGACCAAAUCCUCGAGUUCAAGGAGGCGUUCCUGCUGUUUGACCGGACGGGCGAUGGGAAGAUCAGCUACAGCCAGUGUGGGGAUGUCAUGCGGGCCUUGGGCCAGAACCCCGUCAACGCUGAGGUGCUCAAGGUCCUGGGGAACCCCAAAGCCGAGGAGAUGAACCACAAGAUGCUGGACUUUGAGCAGUUUCUGCCCAUGCUGCAGGCCAUUGCUAAAAACAAGGACCAGGGCUCCUUCGAGGACUUUGUGGAGGGCUUGCGUGUCUUCGACAAGGAGGGCAAUGGCACAGUCAUGGGUGCUGAACUGCGCCACGUCCUCACCACGCUGGGGGAGAAAAUGACAGAGGAGGAGGUAGAAACACUUUUGGCAGGACAUGAGGAUGCCAACGGUUGCAUCAAUUAUGAAGAGCUCGUCCGGAUGGUCAUGAGUGGAUGAAGAUAUCAAGAACAUGCCUGAUUUUUUUUUUUUUUUUUUUUUAAAUCAUAAGAUUUUUUUUCUGUUGUGUUUUUUUUUCCCCUCUGCACUGUAAUCUCCUCUAUAUAUCAAGCCCCCCCCCCCAUUUUGUUCUCAUUACAGUUUUAUUUUAAGAAGUGCCUUUAUCUGCUUGUGUAGAAGUCCCCCCCCCCCCCCCCCCCCCCCCCGAUCUUGUCCAUUGAUCCUUAAACCACAAGCAUGCAUGAACAGAGCGCAUAAAUGGGGAUCCAACCUGCAAUAAAGUUCAACUAGUUAUAACAUCCCCAACUCAAUGCACCGGUGUAGGCUAUAUAUUAAAUGGCUCAUCUGCGCAUCAUCAGACUGCUGCCGAGAAUGAGCUGUAGAGGGGUAACUAGUGAUUGGCUGAGACCAUUGCUUCCCUGUGAAUGGUAGAGCUUUGAAGUCAAGCUAUCACUCUAAGCCAACCUGUCAAGAAUUAAAAGUAGUGUGGUCAAAUUCCUUUUUUGGUUAUGAUUUUUUCCUGUACUUUUGUUGCAUUGUUCAGAAACAAUAAAUAUACCCAGUUCCUGGAAUUUGA